AAGAAGAUGACGACGACGAUGGUGAUGACGAGGGUGGUUUAGAAUUGCAGGUUGUAAAAAAUGAGCAAGGAUAAAGAAAUGCUUUUAAAUUUGGAUCAUGGUUCAGAUUCUGAAGAAGCAAUCGAGGAGUUUAAGCUGCCUCCGCCCAGAAAAAAUCAGUCUAAAGUUCGAAAGAAUCGGAAACAACUUGAUACCAGAGUAGCAAGUGGAAAAUCACCGCUUUUUACACUUAAAUGUAUUGCUGUUCUUGUAUUGAUAUCUGUGGUGGUAUCUGGUUGUCUUUUACUUGCUUUUUUUAUAUUAAAUACACAAACGCAAAUUAAUGAUCUUAAAGUGAGCUUAGCUAAAGCCAAUGAAAAAAUUAAUUCACAUACUAUAGAACAGGCCAAGUCCAAUGAAAUGCUCUAUAUGGAUAUACAAAAUGUUAAAAAUUCAAUUAAUAAUAUACAACAACAAGAUUUUGCUAUCUUAGAAAAGAUAAAAAUAAUUGAGUUCAAUCAAAAUUCUUCAAAGGAUAAAAAUUUUGAUAAUCGAAAGAUUGAAGUAAUGCUAAAUGAUAUUUCUGCUCUGAAAAAGGGUAUGGCAGAUGCAGGUAGUGAAACCAGUAAACUUCAGAAUAAACUCUCUGAAAAUCAAAAUUUAAUGGAACAGGUUUUAAAAAAUGUUGAUGACAUAAAACAAAAACAGAAUGGUGAUAAUGUAGUGUCAUCAACAGGAGAAUUGGUAGAAGCUAAUAAAGAUUUUAUCACAAGAAAAGAAUUGGAUUCUAUCACUUCUGACCAUAAAUUACUUAAUUCUAAAUUUGAAGAACUAGCAGAAGAAAUUAGGAAAUAUACGCAAACCAGUGCAAAUCAUACAGAAAGUACAAAGAAUCGAGAUAUUGAUAAUGUUAGUAUGAAAUUUAUAUAUGAAUUGAAUAUCGUGAAAAGUUUAACUGACUCUUUAAACAUUUCUAUGAACAAGAAGUUAUCAGAGAUUGAUGAUUUUGUGCAAGCACUUUCUAACACUUCAAACAGUCAGUUUACAAGUCUUCACAAUGAUGUUAACAGAGUAUGGUUAGAAAAUAUAAACAGAGGAAAAUUGUUGCAAUAUGAGAUAUCUCAAAAUCUAAUUAUAUUAAAUAAUUUAACUCUUGAGAUGAAAAAUGUAAAAGGAGUUUUAGAAAAGUUUAAUUUAGUGAAUAAUAAAAAACUUUUAACUCCUGCAUCUUUAAGUCCUGAAUUCUUCCCAUUAACUCGCGAAUCUUUGAUUCCUGAAUCCAUUCCAACAACUCAUGACUUUUUAUUGACAACCUUAAGUCCUAGUUUGGGAAAUAUAUCAAAUACUGCAUCUGGAGAUAUUCAGAUUACAUCAUCAAAUUCAAGUAUUGGGAGUAAUAUGGAGCAUGCUUUAGAAAAUAAUCAGUCCGGCAUAAAUGGUCCGACCAGUGAAAGAACUGUCACUGAUCCAAUUACCUCUAAUGGUCAGCUCUCUAAUAGUUCAGAUGCUUUGAAGCAAACCGAUCGUCCUGGUUUCUUACUUCCAUUUGCUCCACAAGAACCCGGUCAUUUACCAAUCGAUAAUGUUUGACCUGGACUCUUACAUUAUUGGAUUGUGUCAUUUAUCAUUGGCUUACAAUUUUUAAAGGUUGUGUAAAUCUUGUUCUAGAAGAGGGAACUCACUGUCUUUUAUAUUUCUAAUAAAUAAAGCGUUUACCUUUAUACUAAAAAUGGAAAUUAUUUCUAUAUAUUGUUUAGUAUUUAAUUGAACUAUUAAAUUCUUUUAAAAAUUAAAU
Molecule: messenger RNA, 1774 nt
Organism: Hydra vulgaris (swiftwater hydra)
Lineage: Eukaryota; Metazoa; Cnidaria; Hydrozoa; Anthoathecata; Hydridae
Source: RefSeq, a predicted model, not a curated record